ACAAUUUCUUUUGUCCCUAACUGCCUAAUGCGUAACCUGUCCGCGCAUCUGCCCCUCUAUUUACCCCUGACAUCUUAGCUUACUUACCCGUCACUGUCAAAAAUGAGGCCUCACGAACCGCUCUUUAUAAAUCCUCCUCAAGCUUACUCCUGACAUCUCUUUCCCUCCAUUUACCCCAUUUCCUCAAUCGCCUUCGCAUUUACAAACAUCGAAAGAAAGAUAUAAGAUAUGUCAGGCCACGAAUACUACGGCUCUCACGGCGGUGGCGGCGGAGGUUAUCCCCCAGCGCAAAACCCGUACCAAAACCAAUACCCCCCAUCGAACCAAUAUCCGCCCUCAAACCAGUAUCCUCCUCAAGGCCAAUACUCCCCUCCGAACCAGUACCCGCCCCAGGGCCAAUACCCACCCGAACAUAACCAGUACGGCGGCCACAACCAAUACGGCGCACCCCCGCCAUCACACUCUCCAAAUGCAUACGCCUCGCCACCGCCAGGCCAAUACUCACCCUACCCGCCGAACCAAGGCUACGGCGCGCCGCCACCCCAACACGGAAGCCAUUCGCCGUACCCCGGCGGCGGCGCCCCUCCUCCAUACGACCACCGCCCUCCUUCAGGCCACAGCCAAGCGUACCCGCCUCCUCAGGGUUAUCCAAGUCAGUACUCGCCCCCAGCGGGCCAGUACCCGCCUCACCAACCCCCGCCGCAGCAGCACCAGCAGUACCAGCAGUACGCAGACCCGCACAACCCCGAUAACAAGGGACUGGGUUCGAUGCUAGGCGGCGUUAUAGGAGGGGGUAAACACGGACACGGCGGUAGCCACGGUAGCGCACCGCUCGCGGCUUUGGGUGCGGCGGCUGCGGCGCAUUAUCUCGGCGGCAAGACGUCUGGACACGGUGGACACGGCGGGUACGGAGGAGGAGGUGGACAUGCGCAGGGUGGGUACGGCGGUGGGUACGGCGGGCACGGAGGAGGAGGGUCGUCGGGGUUCGCUCCCGCGGCGGGGCUGGUGGGUCUGGCGGGCGCGUAUGGGGGGCAUAAGAUGGGGAAGAAGCAUAAGAAGGAGAAGAAGCAUAAGGGGCAUAAGAGGAGGGGGAGCUCGAGUAGUGAUAGUAGUAAGAGUAGUAAGAGUAGCUAGGCGGUUCGGCCAGCUGCCUAUGCGGCAGAUUGGGUAGAAUGUUGAGGGGCUAGCUUCGAGUUUUUUGGGGGGUUAUAUCGAAGCUGUUACUAAAGCCCUUCUCGUGAUCUUGGUAUCCUAGCGUGUUUAUGGGUUUGAUACCCAUAUUGCGUUUAGUUAUGAACUAUGUGUCUGCAACGUUCUUUCGGUUGCAUCAUGUAU
Molecule: messenger RNA, 1335 nt
Organism: Annulohypoxylon truncatum
Lineage: Eukaryota; Fungi; Ascomycota; Sordariomycetes; Xylariales; Hypoxylaceae
Exons: 1
Coding region: 229-1134 (301 amino acids)
Source: RefSeq, a predicted model, not a curated record